Molecule: messenger RNA, 153 nt
Organism: Bipolaris zeicola 26-R-13
Lineage: Eukaryota; Fungi; Ascomycota; Dothideomycetes; Pleosporales; Pleosporaceae
Exons: 1
Source: RefSeq, a predicted model, not a curated record
AUCGAAACGCCUACUCUUUCUCAGUUGAUUCGAGCUGCCAAUCUGUCGGCAGAGGCGGUAUUUUGUCGUAACCACCAGUCUCCUCGCGAUUCGAUUAUUGCUGAGUAUCACUCACACGUAUUUGCUGUUCGAAACUACCUAAGCGGCGUGCGA